Paramuricea clavata is the source of this 3241-nucleotide messenger RNA. The record is from the annotation of a GenBank genome assembly. NCBI's taxonomy places the organism in Eukaryota, Metazoa, Cnidaria, Anthozoa, Malacalcyonacea, Plexauridae.
AUGUACGAACCACAAUCCCAAACCAAAUUUCGUAAUCCAAAGCAUGAAAAACGAUAUUUUUAUUCACAGAAACCGAACCUUAUCCUAAACGUUGAUGGUUGUAUUGCAGUCUGCCUUGUCGACCUUUUACGCCAUUGUGGGUCAUUUACAAGGUAAAAUCUAAGUUGGUCUGUUGGUGUUUGUAUAUUGUAGUUGCUUCAGGUGCAUAUAUAUAGUGAUCAGAUCAUCAGACGCGGAGUACUGCAUGGGAUCUUGGAUCCUGAAAGUUAUUUGCCUUAGCCUUGAGGAACACACGUAUCUAUAUAAUUUGAGGUUAAGAAGUGUUGUUAAAUGUUUAUAUUGGCGGUUAUUUUGUUUUGUACGGUCAAUUUUUCAAUCUCGGUAUCUUGGAUCCUGAGGAUUAUUUGCCUUAGCCUUUCAUUAUUUACCUCACACGUACUUUAUGGGAAAAUCUUGAUAAAUUUUACUUAAUUAUACGUAUCUGUCUUCUUAGAAGUGUUGUUAUAUGUUCAUAUUUAUGGUUAUUUCAUUUUGUACAGUAGAUAUUGCUAUUGUUUUACGCACACAUAAGAACAUUUGAAAAGGCAAAUUCACUUGGGUCUGAGUGUCAUUUUGUGUAAAAGCUGUUUAAAAACAGUACAACAUGUUACUAAUUAUUCUUCUGAACCUUAUGUUAUUUUGUAACUCUAUAGAGAGGAAGCAGACGAGUUUGUAUCCAUUGGAGCACUCAAUGGCUUGUUCGUAUUAGGACGGUCUAUUGGAUUUAUUGGUAAGAGCAGAAGAUCAGACAUGUUUCUCUAAUCUAGUUUAAGUUAAUAAAUUUAAUAAAUGUGACCUACGGGCAAAGUACCUUCAAACCCAAUCUCUAGUUUAGUGUCUUCAUCUUGGCUGUUCAAAGUAAACAUAACACUGAUAACAAACAUGCUGUAUAUUCCAUACCUUGCGGUGGCUGACAAAGAGUACAGUCGAACCUUUCCUGAGAUAGGAGAGAUUCUCUCUAAUACACACACCUUUCUAAUACGGUUAGGUUCCUAAACCUAUGUUAAUACGUAAACAUGCAUAAACGCUUCACUCCCUUAUUUUAGUGUAGCAUAUUGUGUUGCAAUUCGUUUCAUUCCAAAACUGUGCUUAUUAUAUAUACAGUAUAUAAUUGAGAAGCUGCGGAUUGAACUUACGCUGGCACGUAUAUACCGUUCGAGUAUAACUGAUGAACAUUGAAGUAGUACUUUAAUAAAUACUCAAGUAUAAACUCAAGUAUGAGCCCGUUUUAGUAACACUUCAAACGUUUUGGUGAGUCUUUUAAAGAAGUAAUGUGAUUGAUAGUUUCGCUUAAGCAGUGAAGAUCCCAUGCAGACAGAAGAGGUAUUUCCCAACGGAGUUAAGCACGUCCCACAAACAAUUCUCUUCAAAAAUCCUAUAUGAAUUUUGCCGAGUUGGUGGUUGUACUGGGCAUAUAGUUAAUAGAAUAGAUGGUUUGGAAACUCAUUAGAAUAACCAUGGAUAAUAAAAUAAAUGGAUAGGAAACUAGCUGACGUGACCUAAUGUUUUCAAUGGGCUGAUGGCGUGAUUGGAUGUUGAAACCUAGUUGCAAACCAAAUUCUCAAAAACGGCGUGUUUAGCAAUAAUACAGCUAAACAUUUUAGUCAAAGAGCAAAUAAAUAUAACUACGCCAUUCUACGAUGAAAUCUCUAAGUAUUCCCAGUCAAUUUUAGCAAAUAUUUCAAGCACUAAACAGUGAAAAAUACAUCGCAAAUUUCGUUAAAAUUGGCGACGCCAAUUUCGUAGUUACAAAUGUAAAAAAUACAAAUGUCGUGGCUUAGGUAUGUUUUUAAAACAAUUAGACCAGUUUAUGCUUCAAUAUUACUCUUUUAAAGCGGAAAAUAUAGCGAAACAACAAAAAUGCCGAGAACUUUGGUAUAUUUGCAAUACGCGUGACGUCACAGAUUGUAACUAGGUUUAAGACUGACGUCAGGAAGUUUCCUAUCCAGUUAUUUUACAAUCCAUGGAAUAACCAUGAAAAUCAUUAUGUAUGUUAGUCAACGUUUAUUCAUAAAUAUGGUCCUUCACUGUCACGUGUGUAUUGUAUUUUUGCCAAAUCCACCAAUAGCAAUUUCCAAUUUACCCUAUUGUUCGAGUCACGGAUAAGUAUGACUUUCCUGAAACAUUGCUAUUGGUUAGUUGGGCAAAAAUACAAUACACACGUGACGAUGAAGGACCGUAUUUAUGAAUAAACGUUGACUAACAUACAUAAUGAUUUAUAGUGUUAUCCUAAUGAGUUUCCAAACCAUCUAUUCCAUUAACUAUGCACUGGGUUAGAAAAGCAGAUAGAAUUCGAAAUAGGUAAAAAUCAUGGGGAUUCGUAAAUUAUAAAUCGCCUUUUUACGCAAAAACAAACUGCUUGUGGGGCGUAGCAACCGUAACUACGGAGUGUCGGAAGUAUCAAUUGUGGUUACCUGGGUGACCUCUGUAUUAGAAUUCUUAUACGGAUAUCUUGCUUUGUCGGUGCACGUUUGAACGGUUCAACCCUGUCUAGAUUGGGUGGGGGCAGGAAUUGCUAAAACAUCACAAACAUUUGCUUUCUUUUUGUUUGUGUUUUGACAGAAUACUCAGAAUAAAAUGUAAAUAUUUUUGUUGCAUUUCAGGUCAUUAUUUAGAUCAGAAACGAUUAGGACAAGGUUUGUAUCGGCAUCCUUGGGACGACAUUACAUAUCUGCAUCCAGAUCAUCUACAACAUCAAGCUGGUUUUGAGUAAAUACACGUAUUGAUGUACAGUAUGGCAAUAAAAAUUACAAAUAUCUAAAUAGUCAAAUAUAUGUAUUCGGUCACUUUGGUGAGAGUAUUCAAAUGAUCCAUUCACAUGAAGUCACACAAGAUAUUGUCGCCGUUCAGAGGUGAACCCUGUCUUAAGUCCGAUUUCCAGUCGAUUUUUUUAAUCAUAUAUACUUUCAAGUGAAUGCGGUAGCUUUUGGUCCAACUAAUAAUCCAUGAAGAUGAAUUCUCUGUAUUAGAAUAUGUAAAUUGUAUUUCCUGUAUCAAAGGAUACAUGUAUUGCAAAUUGGUACUUUAUAAUAAUUGCAUAGUUUCUAUAUACAAAUUCAUUAAUUUAAAUUAAUUGUAAUUACAAUUUCUAUCAAAAAGUAGUUUAUCAAUGCAUCCUGCAGAACAGCGUUGUGUGAGAUGUCUAGCCCGAACUGUUAUUUUAAAAAUUGUUUGUUAUUUAUAAUGAACGAAGAAGUAGUAG